This is a messenger RNA of Cyprinodon variegatus (sheepshead minnow), 4565 nucleotides long. RefSeq names its product enhancer of mRNA decapping 4 (gene edc4). Gene Ontology annotation, molecular function: protein binding. The transcript is spliced from 30 exons. Gene Ontology annotation, cellular component: P-body. Gene Ontology annotation, biological process: deadenylation-independent decapping of nuclear-transcribed mRNA. Lineage: Eukaryota; Metazoa; Chordata; Actinopteri; Cyprinodontiformes; Cyprinodontidae. The record is from RefSeq and is a predicted model, not a curated record. Bases 124 to 4281 code for a protein of 1385 amino acids.
ACAGAGGCACGGACAUACCGGAAGUUUAGACGGUUGCUCUGGGUGAACUGUGACAGCAUCGCAUCAAAUUAAAACAAUAUUUCCCCAAUUUUUUUUCCCAUAUCGCUCCCCUUUCCCUCACCCAUGGCGUCCAAUUCGAACAUAGACAUCGAGGGAGCGACCCAGCACCUCCGAGACAUCUUGAAACUCGACCGCUCGGGUAGCAGCGCCGAUGUACAGUCAAGUGAUGAUCAGAGGAAACUACCGUUCAACGGAGAGCUGAACGGCUUACUGGGAGCAGGACUGCUGGGAAGCAGCAUGUCUGACUCUACCAGACCCAUCUCCACAGACGGCAGCAUCCAGGAGACUCAGAGGAUCUGCCUAACCGGUGACGAUGGGAGCACCAGUAUCCCCAUCACCUCCAACAACGUGGAGAUCGUGGCGAGCCAGGACUCUGGUAUCAACAGCAAGGCUCGCGGCAGCAACAAGGUUAAAAUUCAGACUCUCGCCAAAUAUGACUGGGAGCAAAAGUAUUAUUAUGGCAGACUCAUAGCGGUCUCCAACUCCUUCCUUGCAUACGCCAUCAGAGCCAACAACCAUGCGAUGGUUCGGGUCCUGAGUUUGAACAUUAGUGAACGCUCCUUACUGAAGGGAUUCACCGGGGCCGUCACAGACCUGGCUUUCGCCCACCUUGACUCCUCUCUUUUGGGUUGUGUGGACGAGGCGGGGAACCUGAUGGUCUGGCAGCUUACGCUCACUGAAAGCAAAAUACUGGACCAGAUAAUUGUUCAUAUUCAACGGCCAGAAGACACUCCACUGAACUCCCACAGGCGCCUCAUCUGGUGCCCGUUCAUCUUGGAUGACAGUGAGGAGAACCAGGACGACAUCGGCCAGAUUUUGGCUCUUCUACAUGAAGACAGGGCUGAAGUUUGGGACCUUGAAGUAUUGAGAGCUAAUAACAGCAGUUGGCCUGUCGAUGCUGCAGAACUGAGAGACGGCCUAAUCACAGUGAAAGGACAUAACCAGCGACUCAGUGAAGGCGCCCUGUCCCCUGAUGGAACCGUGUUAGCCACAGCUAGCCAUGAUGGAUACAUCAAGUUCUGGCAGAUUUACAUAGAAGGUGGACAGGACCAGCCAAGGUGUCUUCAUGAAUUACGGCCUCAUGGAGGACGUCCGCUCUCCUGUCUUCUCUUCUGUGAUAACCACAAGCGGCAGGAUCCAGAGGUUCCUUUCUGGAGGUUUUUGAUAACUGGAGCCGACCAGAACCAGGAGUUAAAGAUGUGGUGCACCGUCUCCUGGACCUGCCUGCAGACCAUUAGGUUUUCUCCAGAUCCAUUUAACUCGACGGUUUUGCCAAGUCUCAAGGCCAGUUUAGAUCUUUCUGCUGAAUACUUGAUCCUCACUGAUGUGCAAAGAAAGGUCCUUUAUGUGAUGCAGCUGAGGCAGGACCUGGAGAAGGGUAAAGCCAAUUUCACUGCUGUGUCGGAGUUCCUACUCACUCACCCUGUGCUUAGCUUUGGGGUACGAGACGUCACCCAGAGCCGACUGAGACACACUGAGGUCCUGACAGCCGAGGAGGAGAGCGAGAGUAUUUCAACAGAGGGCACUCAAGGUCCAGCCGAGUCUAAAUCUGGGAUCCAAAUUAAACUCUACUGUGUCCACCCAAAGAGUUUGCAGGGCGUCCAGAUCUGGUUUCAGCCCAAUGCAGCUCUCAAUACAUCAGGCUUUCUUCCUCAUUCGGACUCGCAAGAGGGUUUUGCAGGGUUUUCAGACCAUCUCACAGACCAGAGCUCCGAUAAGGACUCUGGAAGUGGCUCACAGACCGACCUUAGAAAGAUCCCCUCCCUCCCUGCUCCUUCUGACUUCCUGUCCAACUCGGGGCCCAGCAGUGGGCCGAUGCCCAAGCUGAUGACUCCUGAUGCCUUCAUGACACCAAGCACUUCGGUACCUGCGUCUCCUGGUAGUAGUGCCAGCAGCCUGACUAUUGUUACAGCCACCAGCAGUAACUCUGACUCAAACAGAGCUAUAGAGGAUGUUACUCAGAGUCCCAGCAGAGGAGACAACAACAACAGCAACAGUAGUUUGGGGCUCUCUGUCUCCACCAGCAGCCCAAGAGCUGCUUCUGCAGUGCUGCUGCCUGGACUAGAGGGCCUGCAGGCUCUGGCUUCCCCCAGUGGCCCCCUGGCUCUCGAGUCCCCUCAUGUCCCAGAUUCUCCCCUGCUGCCUCCCUUAGCCUCCCCCACCAGGGCCCGCUCUCCAGACGUCAUCUCUUCCGCUUCAACGGUGAUGUCCCAGGACAUGCCAGAGAUCGCGACACAGACCCUGCAGCACCAGCGCGGUCACGGCUUAGAGGCCUUACCUCUUCCUGCUCUCCAGACGGACAGCAUGGCUUCUGCUGCUUGUGCUCUGCACCUCCUGACAUCUCCUCGUUCUGCUAACAACAACGGUUUGUUGCCCCUCGAACUCGGAGGCAGCGAAGUGUCGCCCAUCGGGCCAAUAGAGUCAGAGUCCAGAAUGGGUAAUAAACCGUCUCUUCUGGAGAACACGCUGUCGCAGGAGAACUCCGGGGGCAGCGGAGGGUCAUUAGAUGGCAGUGUUAGCCAUACGGCUUGGCCGGCAGCCCCAGACAUCACCAGGGAAACCAGAAACAGCCUCAGGGACAACGGGUUGGGAGACUGUUCGAGAGAGGAGUCCAGUGAGCGCCGUUUGAGUUCUCCCUACCACCCUCGCUCCCACCACCUCACACAGAACGACAGUCAGGACGUUGGAGCCGAUCAGAGCGAUCCUGAUGAUGAGAUUUCUAGUCUGGCUUCAUCCUCUGGGAACUGCGGCUCUCGCUCCUCCCACAGGAUACCAGUCAAAGACUGGAAGACCUCCCCAAGAAGCUCGCCCAAACUAAAGAGGAGAAUGAAGAAAGAUGACAGUGAAUCUUCUCAGCCCAGGCACAUGGAUGCUGGUCAGUUUAAUGCAGAAGCUCAGGAUGAGCUGUUGAUGCUGCUGCGCACCCAGCAGAGAGACUUAACUGAACUGUGGUCACUGGUGGAGACCAUGCCGGGUACAAUUAUUGCUCAGGUGGAGCGCGUCCUGAUGAAGCACCAGGAGCAGGAACAGCGCAGAUUGGAUCGAGUUCUGGCAGAGAGUCAGAACCACCAGCAGCAGCUUCAGGAGCAGUUCACCCAGCAGCUGAGCAACACCCUCAGCUCAGCGCUAACAAACAGAAUGGACAAAGUGCUUCGAGAGGAGCUGAAGAAAACUGUCCCACAGACAAUUUCUAAGAGUAUGGAACCUGUGACGGGGCAGCUGAACAAUACGAUUGCAGCUAAACUGACUGCAGUGGAGGUUACCCUGAAAGACAAUGUCAUCAAGGUGGUCAAAUCCAAGAACACUACAGACGCCAUCGGUCGAGCUGUGUCCGAGGCCAUGCAGGGCCCCAUCCAGGCUGCCUAUAAAGACGCCUUCCAGAGCACCGUGCUGCCUGUCUUUGAAAGAGGCUUCCAGUCCAUGUUUCAGCAAAUCAAUGAAAGCUUCAAGCUGGGAACACAAGAAUACAUCCAGCAGCUGGAGACUCACUUGAAAAGCAGAAAGCAAAGGGAGCAGGACUCACGGGACCCUGUGAUCGGCCAGCUUCAGCAGAUGAUCGACACCUUCCAGAACUCCACCGAUCAGCUGGCCGGCAACAUAUCGGCCGCCGUCCGGACCGAGGUCCAGCACCAGAUGCAAAUGGUGGUGGGAAACCUGCAGGAUACUAUUCUCAGCCAAGUGCAGCGAAUCGUCAAAGGGGAGGUGAACCUGGCCAUGAAGGAGCAGCAGGCAGUCGUCACCUCUAGCAUCAUGCAGGCGAUGAGGUCAGCAGCGGGAACGCCUGUCCCCACUGCGCACCUGGACUACCAGACGCAGCAGGCAAACAUCCUGCAGUUCCUCCAGCAGGGCCAGCUCAAUCAGGCCUUUCAGCAGGCUCUGUCAGCGACUGAUCUGAAUCUGGUUCUGUACGUGUGUGAGACCAUCGACUCACAGCAGGUGUUUGGGCAGACGCCCUGCCCUCUGAGCCAGCCUGUGCUGCUCUCACUCAUCCAGCAGCUUUCCUCCAACCUCACCACCCGCUCUGAGCUCAAAAUCAGCUACCUGGAAGACGCAGUGAUGAACUUGGACCACAGAGACCCUCUGACCAAAGACCACAUGUCCUCUGUGCUGUCCCAGGUCCGACCAAAGCUCAUGGCCUUCCUGCAGCAGGACCCUCACGGCCCGCUCAGCAAGAGGGCGCGGCGCCUGCUGAUGAUGCUGCAGGGACUCGUCAACCACUAGUCCUGGAGCAGGAGUCUCUUUGACCCCUCCCCCCUCUCAUCAUCUCUCAUUUUGGUUUUGGUUUUUAAAGGCAGAAGCUUCAGGAAACGCAUUGUUCUGCUUCUGAGACAGAACCCCAUCUCUGUCUCCUCAGUGCCGCAUCACUUCCUGGUCUUUAGGUUACUGUAAUUUCAUUUUUUUUCCUUUAUGUGGGAGGAUAAUGAUGACAGAAGGAUUGUCUAACCUCACUGUUGACCUUCUGGUCUUCUCUGACACUUGGAGCCGUCUGCUGACCCGAGGAAUUC